AUGGCGUGCAAUAGUGGUGGUCAUGUUUCCACAGUUAAGACUGGAGUAACCGGUUAUCUAUGUGAACCCACUCCAGAAGGUUUCAGCAAGGCAAUGGCUAAAUUCAUCGGAAAUUCCGAGUUAGCUGGCAGGAUGGGUACUGAAGCUAGGAAACAUGUCGUUUACUUGAUCUUUACCAAGACGUUAGGACAAAGAUUGAUAUCUUGCUCCAGUAACUCAACACCCUGGAUGUAUCCACGCAUCACUACGCACACCCCUGGUACAAAGCGCCACAUCGCUGUCCGCCUCUCUUUCAAGACGCCGGCCUGUCUCUCAAGAUGCCUCGUCAAGCCACCGACGAUGGAUUGGGGUAAGAGAACAACCUUUAUCUACCCCACAUCCAACAAACACCAACACCAAGCAAGAGGAUCCACACGCCUUCCACGGUCCCUCCACCUUACUUCUGUUGCAUGA
Messenger RNA from Microthlaspi erraticum, 453 nucleotides. The record is from the annotation of a GenBank genome assembly. Lineage: Eukaryota; Viridiplantae; Streptophyta; Magnoliopsida; Brassicales; Brassicaceae.